AUGGCAUUCCGGGUCCCUCCCCAAGCUUCUCGAAGGAGAACCUCAUACUCGACCCCACAGCCCCCUCCUCCUCUCGAUAUCAUACCUUCUACUCAAGAACAGCAAGAUGACGACACAACACAAUGGGUACUGUUCUCUCCGACCGCCCAUACGCACACGACCUCCACCGACCGUACGCAGACAGCAGGAGCUUCUCGACUGAGUGACUUUGGCUCAUUUGGCACCGCAACUCGAUCCGCAGCUGGCCUGGAGGGUGAUGCGGCUGACGACGAGGCCUUGGAAGACCAGCUGGACGAAGAUGGUACCGAGUUGGAUAGCUUGGACGAUGGGUUGCAUGCGUUUCGCGCCCCGUCACUGCCCGCCACAUCCCCCGCACGGGUAGAUCAAGGACCGGCGGCCUUGCUUCCAGCCCACGAUGGCUUAGGUAGUUUCCAAGCGUCGAGUCAGCUAGCUCAAGAGCAGCUCUGGCAGCAUGAGCAGUAUAAUCCUCAACGGCGGCAAUAUGCCUCCCCCCGUCGACGAACAAGUGUGCAACGGCAUUUGGAUACGGUUGAUGAAGGGGAGACAAAUAUUGAACGCGACCGCUGGCAGCGGAUCGAGCAGUGGAGGAUGGAUCAGAGUCGGGCCUUGCUGCAGGAGAUUGAACGCCAAACUCGGCGGCGGAACAGUCGUGUUAGUGGAUCAAGUAUCCAUGAUCCUAUUGAAGAGAUUUCACCAGCCCGGAUCACUGGAGCAUUGCCAGAUGCCGCGUCUGAACCAGAAGCAGAAACGGAAGCGGACCCGGAGACAGAUGAGACCUUCUGGCGCCGCAUUACUCGGAAGGUGAUUCGGGACUUGAUUGGCAUCGAUGACUCUUUACUCUCUGUUAUCUUCGGGGAAUCAUUACCUGAGGGGCCACACUUGGCAGACCAGUCUGGGGAGCUCAAUAUGGAGACUGUUCUGGCCCGCGAACCGGAUCCAGAUCGGUCAGACUCACCUAUAUGGCAGAGCCAUGUACUUCAACGCAUUGCACACGAGCUUGGGAUCUUGGUACAUCAGCUUUGCGAACACCCGGGUGCAUUUACAACUUACUACCAGAUGACCAAGGAUAUCACGAGUGAAUAUGCAGGCAUGUCCCUCGACCGCUUGGCUGAAAGUGGGCUCUCCCAAAAGCCUACUGAACACGCAGACUCAACGUCUGCCAAUACGGAAAUCGAUGGUUCCAUGCCAUCCCCUCAAUUCAUCCCCACUCUUCGCGAAUCAAACCGAGAGCAUGAAGCACAAUGGGGCAUUGAAGAAGAUGAUCCUGCAGCAGACCCAGUCUCUGAAUCUGCCCGGUUGCAGCAAGAGCAAGAGUACUGGGAACAUGGCCUGGAUGCCAUGAUGGUCUUCCGCUACCUUCGUACCCGCUUCACACGCCGAGGAUACAUGCCAAAUGACAAAUACACUUCAACGCCACCCCCUCGCAACACACAAGAUGCCUCUCGCCGCGCCGCCAUGAUCCGCCACCACCAUCCCCUUGUUGCACGGGCACAUUCCUGCUCCCAAACGCAAGCCCGUCGGCCCGCUCAAUAUGCAGGUGUUACAGGUCCUGUGGGAGUCUCAUCACCCUUACUCCGACCCCACCUUCGUCGACCCAGCUCGAGCUGUGCGAGUCAAAGUGCGAAGAUUUCAGCUAUCUCUAGUCGCCGAACCCUCACAGGAUCAAGUCGCAACUACUGGGACAUCGGUGGUAGUGUCGAGAGUAGCAGUGCUAUUGGCGUCGGAGCUGGGCUCGGCGCAUGGGGUGAGGUGUGA
Molecule: messenger RNA, 1776 nt
Organism: Penicillium longicatenatum
Lineage: Eukaryota; Fungi; Ascomycota; Eurotiomycetes; Eurotiales; Aspergillaceae
Exons: 1
Coding region: 1-1776 (591 amino acids)
Source: RefSeq, a predicted model, not a curated record